Messenger RNA from Plutella xylostella (diamondback moth), 2089 nucleotides. RefSeq names its product nucleolar protein 9. NCBI's taxonomy places the organism in Eukaryota, Metazoa, Arthropoda, Insecta, Lepidoptera, Plutellidae. Gene Ontology annotation, cellular component: 90S preribosome; preribosome, small subunit precursor; nucleolus. Gene Ontology annotation, biological process: endonucleolytic cleavage in ITS1 to separate SSU-rRNA from 5.8S rRNA and LSU-rRNA from tricistronic rRNA transcript (SSU-rRNA, 5.8S rRNA, LSU-rRNA); endonucleolytic cleavage to generate mature 5'-end of SSU-rRNA from (SSU-rRNA, 5.8S rRNA, LSU-rRNA); endonucleolytic cleavage in 5'-ETS of tricistronic rRNA transcript (SSU-rRNA, 5.8S rRNA, LSU-rRNA). Gene Ontology annotation, molecular function: RNA binding. The record is from RefSeq and is a predicted model, not a curated record.
GUUAAGGAAGUGACGUUUGCUUAACCUCAAAAACCCACCUGUUUAUUCACGCUGAGUGUGUUUUGAUUUUACAGACGAUAUUUUGUGAAACAUUCCACUGUUAAAAUGACUGAAGAAGUGGCUAAUAUUGAAACUGAUAACCCCAACAAGAAGAAAGGCCGUAAAAAACGCAAGAACUUCCUCUCAAAUGCGAAGAAAUAUGGUAAAAAGGAUCAAUUUGGUCGCGGAACUAAGAUGACUGAGGAAUUGUAUCAGUACUUCGUCGGGAUUCUUGAUGCAAUGAAGAAAGGAAUAGAGGAAGAAGACGAAAGACAAGCCCUAGUCAAUAACGUACUGGAACGCACGAAAGGUGAAGAGCUCAACAUAGCGGGCAACCAGCUGGGCUGCCGGGUGAUAGAGCUGCUGCUGCCGCUGUCCUCCGCCGAGGACCUUGAGCGGUACAUGGAGGUGCUGGCCCCCGAGCUGCGGAGGCUCUGCGCAGACAACUUCACCAGCCACGUUGUGGAGACGCUACUCCGAGUGUCCUGCGAGCGGGCCACGGAGCACUUACAAGAAACAGAGGUUAAAGAGGAACCAGAACAGGAGCCUCCUAAGAAGAAAAAGAAAAAAGAUAAAAAAUCUAAAUCUAAAUAUACAGAAGAACAUAUUAAGAACUGUUACGAUUUCACAUUAAAAGUUUGUAAAUAUGCACUUAAUAAUUUAGAAGACUUUGUGUGGGACACAUAUGCUAAUCACAUUUUGCGUAGUGCCUUGAAGUGCCUUAGUGGUAUAACUUUACUGCCUGGAGAGAAGCCUAAAGUAAACAUGUUUAUUAUUACAAAGACCCCCAACAAGGGUAUAGCACCCCAUGAGAAGCUUCAGUAUAAAAUAGUGCCUCAGGAGUUUAAGGAUUUAGUUGUAGAAUUCGCCAACAGAUUAUCUUCCUGGCCACAGUUCAAUGAUCUGCCGUACAAGAAUGUGACGUCUGCGUUACUGCAAGUAUUACUCUUUGCAGUCAAAAAUACAGAUAAGGCAUUAACAAAAAAUAUAGUUCAGAAAUUGUUGAAUGAAAGUUUUGCUCCAGACAACUGGAAUAAUGCAGAAGGGAAUGAUGAUAAGAAGGAAGAGAAGGUGGACCUGGAUGCGGAGGGGGAGGACGGUGCCAGUGUACCCUUGCAGAAGACGGAGCUGCCUCCAGUGUUCAGCUGUGAGCCUUCUGUCAGGUGUCUAGAAGCAGCGAUAUUCGUAGCGAAGAAGAAGACGUACACCCAGAUCUACGCGAAGUGCUUCAUCAACCGCCUGGCGCAGCUCGCGGCCAUGCCCCUGCUCAACUACACCGUCCAGCGCCUGUUCGACAACUGCCAGGUUAAGGAGGAGCUCGAGCCCAUGUUCGAGGAGCUGUCGGACCGCUACCCCGCCCUCCUCGCUAGCGGCAACUCCGGCGUGCUGGUGGCGAUGGCGAAGGCGUGCCACAGACUGCAGACCAAGCAGGCGCACUUCCUCAAUAACCUAGAAGCCGCCCUCUGCUGCUCCUCCCCGGAACACCAGAAAUACUUCCCGGUGCUGCUGCUGCGCCUGCUGCCGCUGCCGCGCGUGCGCGUGGACCAGCUGGACACGGAGUACUUCAUACAUGUGCACGGCUCGGUGAUACUGCAGACUGUGCUGGACUUUCAGCGUCCGGCCAAAGCCGUCACCGGUCUCCUAGAGCUGACUCCGGACCAGCUGAUGGUGAUCUUCUGCGACGCGAAGGGCUGCCACGUGGCCGACGCCUUCUUCAAGGGCAGAUUCGUGGGCGUCAAGGCACGGGACAAGAUGGUGUGGAAACUGAAGGGCUACUACCAAAAACUAGCACUCUCCCAGUACGGGUCUCGAGCGUUCGAGCAAGUGUUCGCGAGCUGCACCGUGGAACAGCGAGUCAAGAUCAUGACGGAGAUGGCGGACAAGAGCAACCUCCUCAACGCCUCUAUGUACGGCAGGUUGCUGGCAGACAAACUGCAGUUGAAGCUGUUCCAGAGUAAUGAAGAGAACUGGAAAGCGGCUGUCUGUAAGGACUGCCGGGAGGCCAAGGAUACGGGGAAGAAGAAGCAUAAAUAAAUGACUUUUUAAUGGA